AUGCAGCAUCUUGUCGUAAUGGCGGAUAUUGUAUGCAAAUUUCAUCAAAUGUUCAUAAAUGCAUCAAGAGUGACAGCUUACACGGAGUGCUCUUCAUCAGGAUUUAUUGUUCCAGAACUUGUCUGUGUGUGUGUGUCUCUCUGUGUGUGUUCUGUGUGGGUGUGUACGGGUAUGGGUGUAUUCAAAUGUACGGGUGGAUAUUUGGGUGAUCGAUGUGAGGAACGUUGUGAUUGCUUAAAUGGUGGCGAAUGUCUUCGGAAAGGAUCACUUUCGAUAUGUGUUUGUCCCAUUGGUAUCUUUUUCCUUAUCAUUCUAACCUUAUCAUUCUUAUCACUCUCAUCUAUUUUAUAA
Messenger RNA from Loa loa (African eye worm), 351 nucleotides. RefSeq lists its product as hypothetical. Lineage: Eukaryota; Metazoa; Nematoda; Chromadorea; Rhabditida; Onchocercidae. Bases 1 to 351 code for a protein of 116 amino acids. The transcript is spliced from 3 exons. The record is from RefSeq and is a predicted model, not a curated record.